Messenger RNA from [Torrubiella] hemipterigena, 3312 nucleotides. NCBI's taxonomy places the organism in Eukaryota, Fungi, Ascomycota, Sordariomycetes, Hypocreales, Clavicipitaceae. The record is from the annotation of a GenBank genome assembly.
AUGGGUUUCAUUGGCGUUUACCGGGCCGUCUACGACUACGAGCCGCGGGACUCGGGUGAGCUCAUCGUAGCUGAGGGCGACCUCCUAUAUAUCUUGGAGAAGAAUAGCGACGAUGGCUGGUGGAAAGCUAAGAAGAAAGCGGGCGAUGAAGACGACGACGAGCCCACUGGAUUAGUGCCGCAUAACUAUGUGGAAGAGGCGCCUGUUGUUUGUAACGCCCGAGCGAUAUACGAGUACACACGACAGACGGACGAGGAGCUUUCCUUCCCGGAAGAUGCUAUAUUGCAAGUAUUCGAUAUAUCUGACCCUGACUGGAUUCUCGUCGGGCUUGAUGGAGAAUUCGGCUUCGUGCCCUCCAACUAUAUUGACAUGAGCGAGAGUUCAGCAUCGGCAGAUCUCGCAGAAGAAGAUGACGACGUACCCCCGCCCGCUCUUCCCACCCGACCACAAGCGAGUACCAUGGAGCAAAACCAGGAGCCUCCAGCGGCCUCUGAUUCUGGCCCAGUACCGCUACAAUCGAAAGCGGCUAACCCAGCGGCCGCCAUACUUGCCGGCGUCAUGCAAGGAAAAUCACCUGCCUCGCCCCCGGCCACCCCGACGGCACCAGUUCCAGCUACACGGCCGGUUGUCAGAUUCGAGGAGCCAGCGGCUGAAUCAGACGAAGAAUCAGUACAAUCUCCCGCAUUACCAUCUCGACCACGCCCUCCUCAUCCCCACCAUGCCGCUCGAACGUCAACUGAUUACGGCGAACCACCCGCUGACGAAGACAAACCAAAUCAAGGGUAUCGCAACCCAGGGGGAUUUCACAUGUACAAUAUCAGUGAAAUGGUUUCAGUCAUGGGGAAACGUAAAAAGAUGCCUACUACGCUAGGUAUUAACCUCGUAACAGGGACGCUUCUCAUUGCCCCGGAGCGAGCACAAGAUGACCCCCCUCAAGAAUGGACUGCCGAAAAGAUGACCCACUACUCUCGCGAAGGGAAGCACAUUUUUAUGGAACUAGUACGCCCAAGUAAGAGCAUUGAUUUCCACGCUGGAGCCAAAGACACGGCGGAGGAAAUUGUCGCUGCUUUAGGUGAACUUGCAGGAGCUGCACGGGCAGCGGGUCUUCGCGAAGUCAUCGAAGCCGGAACCAAGAAGAACAUAAAGAAGGGUCAUAUAUUGUAUGAUUUUAUGGCGCAGGGAGAUGACGAAGUUACUGUGGCUGCCGGGGACGAGGUCCAUAUCCUUGACGACUUAAAGAGCGAAGAGUGGUGGAACGUUCGCCGCCUCAGGAACGGAAAAGAAGGUGUUGUGCCUAGUAGCUACAUUGAAAUUACUGGCACGGUGACUCCACCAAGCGAAGCUGCUGAUGGAAAAUCGAAUUCCGUGGCCUCCACUGUUGAACAGAACCGCAGGGAAGAAAUAAGGUUAACGAAAGAGGCUAUCCGCGCCAGCAAGGAACCGACGGAGGUAGGCUCAAAUCAGUCUCGCAGAAAUAGAGACAGCAGUCUCCCGCCACGAUCAGAUGGUAACCCAGCCGAUCAGCAACGUUCUCGACGAGACAAUAGUCGACAUGACAGCGGAAACAGUACGAGAUCCAAACCAAAACCUGAUUCUGCCAAAGUGCGUACUUGGACAGAUAGAUCAAAGUCUUUCAGCGUUGAAGCCCAGUUUCUUGGCUUGAAAGAUGGAAAAAUUCAUUUGCACAAAAUGAACGGCGUUAAGAUAGCGGUUCCCAUCGCAAAAAUGUCCCACGAAGACUUGGAAUAUGUUGAAAACAUUACAGGUAUAUCGCUGGAUGACGAAAGACCUCUGGCUGAUGUUAGACGUGCGAAGUCAAGCGCUCGACCUAGCGAACCUGCAGGCGCAAAGAUUGAACGGAACAAAGCGCCUGAGUACGACUGGUUUCAAUUCUUCCUGUCUUGCGAUGUAGCAGUUGGACUUUGCGAACGCUAUGCACAGGCCUUCCUGAAAGACUCCAUGGACGAAAGUGUCUUGCCAGAUGUUGACGCAACUAUUCUUCGGACCCUUGGAUUACGCGAGGGCGACAUAAUUAAAGUUAUGCGGCACCUUGAUACACGCUUUGGACGAGAUCGAAGCAAGUCAAACGCAGAUGGCGAAGCAGCACCUGGCGGGCUCUUUUCUGGACCCGGGGGUGCACUGCGCAACAACACGCGAAAAGGCCGACCUGCCCCAGCUGUCCAAACCAGUAAUGUGGUAGAUGCGACGGCCUUUUCGAAGAAUGAUGAACCACAGUCCGUGCCCGAAGAUGAUACCGCCACUCAGGAUUCAAAGAAGCCGACUGGUAAGCAAACUGCUGGGUUCGAAGACGAUGCAUGGAGUGUCAAACCAGUUAAGGCUACGGAAGUUGAUAAGCCUCUGCCGACACCUGUCGAAACUGCGUCACCACCAGCACCACCACCUGCUUUAGUGGGUUCGAUGAAAGAGCUGUCCUUAUUAUCGCAGCCUCUCCAGCCAACGAAGGUUGACCCUCAGCCCACACUUGCUCAGAGUCCCAUAACAUCAACUACAACCGCAGCAGUUACGGCUAAUGAACAAGUUCCUGGUGCCUCGCCCUCUUUCUUCUCAAACAUGCCAUCUUCACCAAAAUCUUUGGCCAGACAGCGCCCAACACCAGGUCCCAUAUCUUCCAAUCAACCGAUGCUUCUCCCACCACCCCCUCAACGUUCUACGUCUGCGCCUCAAUCUGCGAUGCAAUCGCAAUUUCAAGCCCCACUAGCACCACAGAUGACAGGUUUGGUACAAGGACAAGUAGCACCUCCUGGUCAGAGUUUGAAUGAUAUUGCCCAAGCUCGGAUGCAACAGCAAUACGCUCAGAUGCAACAGCUGCAACAGAUGCAGCCAACAAUGACUGGAUUCGCAGGACAACAGCCAGGUAUUGCUGGGUACCCGGUCGGAAAUGGAACGCAGUUUAUACAACCCAUGUAUACGGGAAUGCCAAACCAAAGCCCUUUCCAAGAUCCAACCAGGCAGGCGCAAUUUGCUGCUUUACAACCCCAACCUACUGGGUUUACAGCUUCUUUUACACAACCGCAGUUUACGCAGCCAGGUACAGUGAAUAGCUUCCUGCCUCCCGCUUUGGAACCUCAGCGUACUGGAAUGCCCGGUUUACAAAUGCAGCCUACGGGCUACAACUCAGUAAACUCCGCGUCUCAACAUCAACAGCCUCAGGCACUCAUUCCCCAAAAGACAGGGCCUCCCCCACCUGUUCGAUUCGGUGUGUCCAAUGAGGCCAAGAAACUAGCCCCUCAACCUACCGGACGCAGGGCGAAUCUAUCCCAAGCAACACCUGACAACCCCUUUGGAUUUUAA